Molecule: messenger RNA, 240 nt
Organism: Echinostoma caproni
Lineage: Eukaryota; Metazoa; Platyhelminthes; Trematoda; Plagiorchiida; Echinostomatidae
Source: the annotation of a GenBank genome assembly
AUGUGCUGUUUCGACGCUUUAAUACGUGAUUUAGUCACUCGGCGCAAAUUUCGACGGUUGACUGGCAGUUUGUCCCUGCAUCAACGAUAUGUUGAUGACACAUACGUGGUUGUUGAAAAUGUCGAUCAAGCAAAUGAACUGUUGGAGGACGAAGGCGUCACGGAUUCCGAUCGCGUCAAUCCAAUUUUUAGGUUGAUGAAUUUUGAUCCAUCAUUCUUCAAACUGUAUCCUCCCGCCUAA